AUGGCUUCCAUAACCUUCCAAGUGCAACUUGGAUUUCUUCUUGCAGUUUACCACAACCCUGCUGAUGGAGUUGAUAUUGGGCAUGGCGAGUACCCCAACCAUCCAUACAGACCACUAUCUUUCCCCCCUACCGGGUAUGCCAGCCUUCCAGAGAAUGCAAAAGAGUAUUGCUAUCGAUCUCGAGAGCAUCUUCUUCGAGCACAAUGGGCUAUCGAUCAUUUAGAGAUGGCGCUACAUGCCAGUAAUCUCACGACGGCAAACCCUCGGAGAGGCUUAAAGGUCAAGAAUAAACUCGAGUCCUGGACAGUGGAAUACGAUGUACUAAUCAACGAAGAUCAAUGCAAAGAGUAUGAAUGGUUCGGUAUGAGGUUGAAAUCUCCCCUUUUCCGACCCGAGACCUGUAUUCCAGGAACAGACCCAAAGACAGUCAUGGAUAUCAUGACCAAGGGCUUCCUCGCUGUUCCCAAUGCAGAGACACGCCUGGUGGUCAAAGUGUUUAUACCGAAGCUUCUCGUCAGUCUGGACUCGACGAAGGCUAUUGUAUCCAUGCUUUGGCUGGUAGACCCGCUGUUGAGUGAUAUUCAUCCUGCUGAGAUGCUGUCCGCAGUCCAGGUUGAGGAUCCUUGGGACAAUCGCCUCUCCUCUGACCGGAAACCACUGGAGCUUCUACCGCAUCCAGGAGAUCUGGGGGAUACGAAGUAUCGCCAUAGGACCCACGGAAUUUUGGAUGCUACAUCCGUCCAAGAUUUAAUGUAUCUCAUGGAUUUGGCAAUUUAUGGCGAGGCGGGACGCUGCCCCAAUGCGAGCCCUGCUUAUUGUUUCCUGGUGAACAAGACGACUGUUGUUAUCGAAUUCAGACAACACUGUAGAACACUCGAUAUGCUGGAGGCAUCUCUCUGGGCUAUUUUAUGCGUCAGACUCACUCAACACUGCCUCAACAAAUCUGGUACCUUCUUCUACGAAUCAUAUCCUAAUCUGAGAUAUUGGCAUCCUAUCGCAAGUGCUGCGCCCCCUAAGGAGCUCCGUGCGAUUCUAAUUUUGUCUUCGGGACAACCAUUUGCAUCGCAUUUCCAAAAAUCUAGCCGCCCAACCGACAGAAGAGAAGACUUACAAAAUUAUGCAAGAAAAGAAAGCUACUAUUUUGGUAUCGAGCUCGAAUUGUACAUGCCAGUUUUGCUACCGCAUGAGGGCCGACCCGAUCCUCAUCCCAACGAUGGCAGGGAACUCAGCCGUGCCGAGCGAUUCCCCAACAGAGUUGACUUAAUGAAAGAAACCAUUAGUUAUAUAGGGCCGUUGACUCUGGUGUGGGACGAGCAUUUCGACCGCAAGUCCCGGGAGAGCAAGCUCCUCAGUCAUGGGAUGGUGCCUGUUGACGAUAUCGACCCUCAAUAUCAGACGUGGACCAUUGGAACCGAUGUAUCGCUACGCCGAAUGUCUGAAUGGGGAGGGUACAAGCAGCUGAAUGGUUUGGAGAUCAUCAGUCGCGUUCUCAGAGCUACGCCCCAGUGCUGGGAAGAGGUACUGAAUAUGGUAUCCAUCCUGCGAAACAACUUCAGGUUGACAGUAGGCAAAUCAUGUGGCUUCCACAUCCACGUUAGCAAAGGCACCGGACCCAUGCUGUUACACCUCGUGCGUAAGGUUUCUAUCCUCAUGUAUUUAGCAGAGAACAUUAUUUACCGCCUUUGUUGUCCUGAAAGAAGGGAGUCAAGAUACGCACCGAGUCUAGCAUCAUUACUAGAACCUCUAUGUACCGAUCAGUGGUCGGAAAUGGAUGUUCCAGCUGACUUUGAACAGUACAUUCCCGUCCACAAGGUCGUCGACCGCCGUACCUUGGGGAUUCUGAAGAAGCUCUGGACGACCGAAACUCUACAACUGCUCAAGUUUCUUAUAACUCCCAGCAUGGGCUCAAAGUCUUGCUUAGGUCUCUCCAAGUGCCACUCCUUUGAUGAGUUUGGUGAAGGCUCUGAAGAUGAGUGUAAAGGGACCGUUGAGUUUCGCUACCUCGAAGGUACUCUGGAUCCUGAGCUGAUUCUGCGGUGGAGUCAGUUAAUGGUUUCUCUAUUCCAGUUUGCUGAUCUAGCUUCACCACAGGCAUGGCAAAAUUUUGUACCUGCAGUACUGCAAUGUCCAGCAUUGGGUAGGACGGAUCCGAACGUGCUGAGAGUCUUUUUGUUAUUCUUAGGAAAGGGUGAUGAUUAUGACUUUUGGAACAAUCGGAUGCAAAUGAUGACGAAUUUGCCUCUCGAUGCCCAACAACUGGCUCGCAGGCCAGUUGAUAACAAUGAGAUUCUGCCUCCCCUCGAUGAUGAGUACAUUGAUACAUUACGAGAAGAGCUGUGUACUAGAGAGAUGAAAUUGCCUUGCACGAUCUAG
This is a messenger RNA of Fusarium fujikuroi IMI 58289, 2373 nucleotides long. RefSeq lists its product as uncharacterized. The record is from RefSeq and is a predicted model, not a curated record. NCBI's taxonomy places the organism in Eukaryota, Fungi, Ascomycota, Sordariomycetes, Hypocreales, Nectriaceae. Bases 1 to 2373 code for a protein of 790 amino acids. The transcript is spliced from 2 exons.